Oncorhynchus nerka (sockeye salmon) is the source of this 918-nucleotide messenger RNA. RefSeq names its product acid phosphatase 1 (gene acp1). Gene Ontology annotation, molecular function: acid phosphatase activity; non-membrane spanning protein tyrosine phosphatase activity. The transcript is spliced from 6 exons. Gene Ontology annotation, cellular component: cytoplasm. Gene Ontology annotation, biological process: protein dephosphorylation. Lineage: Eukaryota; Metazoa; Chordata; Actinopteri; Salmoniformes; Salmonidae. The record is from RefSeq and is a predicted model, not a curated record. The coding region runs from base 222 to 698 and encodes 158 amino acids.
UGAUGUGAACAAGGCUAGAUGGGAUACAUUCUAUGUCAAAAUAACGUCAAAAGUUGAUUUUAACCCUAACUAUUUUUCUGACCUUAACCCAAUUAUCUCAAACUAAUACGUAAACCUGCCGCGUAAAUUCUCCUAACCUGCUCCGAAAUAUCAAUUCUGACAUAAACUGUAUCCCUUCUAGACAAAAUCGAGUGAUACUGACAUAAUACCCUAAAAGCAAAAUGGCAGCCAGCAGUGGAAAAUCUGUUCUGUUCGUGUGUCUGGGGAACAUUUGCAGGUCCCCCAUCGCCGAAGCCGUCUUCAGGAAAAUGGCGACAGAUGCUGGUGUUGUUGACAAGUGGAGGAUAGACAGUGCUGCCACCUCCACCUAUGAGAUAGGCAACCCUCCAGACCACCGUGGUCAAGCCUGCAUGAAGAAACACGGGGUGCCCAUGAGGCAUGUAGCCAGGCAGGUGACAAAGGAGGAUUUUAUGUCAUUUGACUACAUUCUGUGCAUGGAUGAGAGCAAUUUGAGUGACCUGAAAAAGAAGGCAAACUCUGUGAAAAACAGCAAAGCCAAGAUUGAGCUGCUGGGCUCGUACGACCCAGAGAAACAACUGAUCAUCAAAGACCCAUACUACGGGCAUGAGGAAGACUUUGAAAAUGUGUACGAACAAUGUGUGAGAUGCUGCAAAGUGUUUUUGGAAAACAACUCGUAACCAGACCCAAGAUCUGACCAAACACUAGAUGGAUAGUAAAGAAACGAUCCUCCGUUAUCGUCCAUAGUUGUGCAGUUCCAAUACUCAUCUGCCAGGUCACACUAACAGUAGUUCCCAUCAAUAUGGUGUAGCAAUCAGUUGAUUGUCACAAUCUACAAUAUGUCUGUAAAACAAACGGUUUACUGUACUGUGUCCUAAAUAAAAUGCUUUUUUUGAGGAA